GAUGUGCAGGGAUUUGUGCAACUCAAGCAAUAACUGUACAAUCUUAAAAAACAACAGGGAAGUAAUACCCAAAGGACCUUUCGAAAUAGUUUGCUUCGAAUGGAGACAAUGAAGAUUGUGCGAUUGGGAGUUAUUUUUUUCCUUUGUAAGGUCUUUUUGUGUGAAUAUGUGGAGGGGUCUUCAUGUACUCGUGGUUUUGAGACGGAGUUGCUGGUUUUUAAAGUGCACAGAGAUCACCUUCACCAAGGAAAAAGACUAGGAAGAGUAAUUUUUAAUACAUGCGAUGGAAGAACAAGAACGCUCUUUCAGUCCUCUGACAAGCGGUUUGAUGUGAACACGGAUGGGACUGUAACGCUGAAGAGACAAGUCACUCUUCAUGAAGGUCACAAGGUGUUUUCUGUGCACGCUUGGGACUCCAGUGGCAAGAAGCACACGGUGUCUGUCAGAGUUGAGUGUGUCCACCAUCAUGAGGACCAUCACAUGGACACGGUCAUGAACAUCUCCUCUCCACAGAUGGAGUCUCACUCUGACGAUCUGGUUCUGAUGUUUCCAAAGUCUUCGACGGGUCUAAAGAGAGCAAAGAGAGAAGCAAAGGGAGGUUGGGUUAUUCCUCCGUUCAAUGUAAUGGAGAAUAGCAGAGGUCCUUUCCCAAUGAAGCUGGUCCAGAUAAAGUCGGACUAUUCUUCUAAAUAUCAGAUGGCAUACAGUCUCACAGGUGAAGGAGCAGAUCUGUACCCUAAGGGGAUUUUUAUUAUAGAAAGAUUAUCAGGGAAUCUGUAUGUGACUCGGACACUUGACAGAGAAGUAAAAGCUUCAUACAGACUUAUAGCUCAUGCUACUGGAGUUGGUGUGAAUAUAGCAGAAAAGCCAAUGGAAAUUAUUGUAAAGGUGAUUGACCAAAAUGAUAAUCGUCCUGUUUUUAGUAAAGAAAUAUAUAAUGGACGUGUUCCUGAAGCUGCUGAAAUAGGUCAUGAGUUUAUGACAGUCAACGCCACUGAUUUAGAUGACCCAGAUACUGACAAUAGUGUGAUCAGAUACUCAAUUGACAGGCAAGAACCACCAUUUCCACAACCAAACAUGUUUGGUAUCAACACUGUAACUGGAGGCAUUCAUGUGAUAAAAACAGGCCUGGAUAGAGAGCAAUGGCACAGAUAUAAUUUGGAUAUUACGGCUACUGACCUUAAAGGAAAGGAUUUGUCAACCACUUGUUCAGCUAUUAUUUUUGUGACUGACAGCAAUGAUAACGCACCUCAGUUUGAGCAAACCUCGCACACUGUAUCUGUCCCAGAGAAUAAAGUAGGAGCUGUAGUGGCCAAACUUACAGUUACUGAUGAAGAUAAAGAGGGAUCUCCUGCCUGGUCAACCAAAUAUCAGAUUAUUAGCGGUGACAAGGGUGGGUUUUUCAAUGUCAGUACUGGACCCAGCCGGCUAGAGGGCAUCAUCACCACUGUAAAGCCUCUGGACUUUGAGAAGAACAAGCAAUACAUUCUGUCUGUGAUUGUUGAGAACGAUGAGCCGUUCGUCGGUGCUUUGGCCACUUCCACUGCCACAGUCACGGUGAAUGUAGAAGAUGUGAAUGAGCCUCCAGAGUUUAAUCCAAAGGAGAGGGUUAUUUACAAACCUGAAGAUUCACCGAUUGAUAGUGAAUUGGUUUCUUAUACAGCCACUGAUCCGGAUAUUGGAAAACCACAGAAAAUAACGUAUAAAAUUGGCAAUGAUCCUGAAGGCUGGCUGAGUGUAAAUCAAGACACUGGAUUGAUUAAAGUCAAGAGGCUUAUGGACAGAGAAUCUCCCCAUGUCAAAGAUGGGAAAUAUACAGCUAUCAUUUUGGCUGUGGAUGAUGGUAAUCCUCCAGCAACUAGCACUGGAACCCUGAUAAUUGAAUUGGAGGAUUCAAGCAAUUCAUUCUGUCUGCGAUGAUUCAUUUAUCAAUACUUUGCCCACUUCUGCUCUGAAGAAGUAAACAAUGUUAAAUCCAAAAGAGAGGUUUAUUUUAUAAUUGAAUUAGAGGACAUAAAUGACAGGACUUCCUGCAUAUGUUUAAUGAAUCAUCAGCAAUCUUUCUUAAAGGGUUAGUUCACCCAAAAAUGACAUUUCUGUCAUUAAGUCCUCACCCUCAUGUCGUCCCAAACCCGUAAGAUUUUUGUUUGUCUUCAACACACAAAAUAAGAUAUUUUUGAUGAAAUCCGAGGGUAUCUGAUCCACACAUUGGCAGCAACGUCAUUGCUCCUUUUGAGGUCCAGAAAGGUACUAAAGACAUCGUUAAAACAGUCGACGUGACUGCAGUGGUUCAACCUUAAUUUUAUGAAGUGAUGAGAAUACUUUUUGUGCACAAAAACAAAACAAAAUUAAUGACUUUAUUCAACAAAUUCACCUGUCCCCUGUCAUACUGCUAUUUUCGUUGCAGAGCUUCAGUGUUUAUGUCUGAACGUGGGCUCAGUAGGUCUUACAGGUUUGGGACAACAUGAGGGUGAGUAAUGACAGAAAUUUAAUUUUUGGGUGAACUAACCCUUUAAGAAUGUGAAUCAGUCAGUAUAAUUGUUAUGAUUAUGUAGAAUUGAUCUGUAAAAGCAACCUGUGUGUGUGUGUUAGUGAGUACCUUAGCAACUGCAUAGUGACACCCUAGCAACCAUCCAGAAUAUCAUUGUUUAUGGCCUAUAAACCUUUAAACUUUAAGCUUUAAAUUUACUUCAAACUGAAAACCUUCAAACGUUGUUACAAGAUUCAAAUGUAACUUGUAACAAACGUAAUGUAACCUUUUCACUCUUAAUAAGUUUAAUCUUUAUUUACCUUUCUUAUAAAGUAAUUGCCUUUCUUAAAGUUAAGAACAUUAA
Messenger RNA from Ctenopharyngodon idella (grass carp), 2834 nucleotides. RefSeq names its product cadherin-1-like. Gene Ontology annotation, cellular component: catenin complex; plasma membrane; cytoplasm. NCBI's taxonomy places the organism in Eukaryota, Metazoa, Chordata, Actinopteri, Cypriniformes, Xenocyprididae. Bases 100 to 1920 code for a protein of 606 amino acids. Gene Ontology annotation, biological process: adherens junction organization; multicellular organism development; calcium-dependent cell-cell adhesion. Gene Ontology annotation, molecular function: cadherin binding; calcium ion binding. The record is from RefSeq and is a predicted model, not a curated record. The transcript has 12 exons.